Oncorhynchus mykiss (rainbow trout) is the source of this 2969-nucleotide messenger RNA. RefSeq names its product transforming growth factor beta-1 proprotein. The record is from RefSeq and is a predicted model, not a curated record. Lineage: Eukaryota; Metazoa; Chordata; Actinopteri; Salmoniformes; Salmonidae. Gene Ontology annotation, molecular function: cytokine activity; transforming growth factor beta receptor binding; growth factor activity. Gene Ontology annotation, cellular component: extracellular region. Gene Ontology annotation, biological process: transforming growth factor beta receptor signaling pathway; regulation of cell population proliferation.
ACAAAUACAAUUUGAUUUAAGUUCUUCCAUGUGUCUUGCCUUCCGGCAAAGUUAAAGGAAACAGCAACCCUGUACUUUGAAAUGGCAGAUGUGUCACAAUGCCGCUCACUUCCUGGACUUAGAGCUUCAUACUGUUUUUGUGCAAGAGGACAGGAACUAGACAGAAAAGCAACAGGAACUGGAAUGAAAAGAUCAGUGACUGAUGAAGGCUGCUAAAACUAACAACUCUAGGGUCUAAUAGGGUAGAUGGUUUUCUACGGUGUGUUGUUUUUUUCUUAUUUCUUUGUUUUAGUCUGAACCGUUUUAAUUGACUGGAUCUGGAUAUAGUAGACUAGAGAAUGAGAAGGAGGCGGGCCUGAGCUGUAACUGUGUGGGUGAGUUAGAUGAUGCUGUUAUGAUGUCUACUCUGCUCUUUCAUUUUUUUUGUGGUGGACCUCUGUCUUGAGUGUUGUCUCAAGUUUAGCAUGGGAAAGUGCAUCUAGUGAAUGACACAGCAUCGGUCUUGGAACAUUUUAAAUGGUUAAGUAAUUGAAGCUAGGAAGUAUUUUUUAUUUUUUACAAUGCAAUACGGCUUUGUGCAAUACGGUAUGUUGUGUGCGUGUAUUUAUGUACAACUGGUUUAGACAUUUACAUUAAUAUUGUGCUCUUCUAGACUAAUGAAAUGGCCCUUUGCUUUGGCUUAGUCUGAAGCAGUUUAUCUGAUGAAAGAAGUGAGUCAGCUGACUAAAACUUUUAUAUUCAAUAACGUUGUAGGGAGAGACUGUCACAUUUGCCAAAACAAAUUGUUAACUGAUUUUAACAAAUACAUUUUUAUAGAGAGUUGGGAAGACAGUUGAGACAACUUGACAAUUUUCAUUGAGAUUUUCCUCUGUUACGUUCCAAAUCUCAGUUUACACAGGGUCUCGAAAGAGCUUGUUUGUUAUUUUAAAUUGGGUCCCAGGGACGGGGAGUAAUGUGCUGUAGUUCAUUCAUUCAUGAAUUGAGACUGCCUCUAGGGAGCACUGUGAGAGUCUGUGAGGCACCAUGCCAGCGAGACAGUGACUCAGUUUAGGCUGAGCUCUUUUGGUGGUGAACUCUGUGGUUCUAGUCCGGGAUCUGACCUCGGCUCAAGAGCUAGCACCAGUCUCUGAGGAGCUCAACUUGAGAUACUGAAGCCUCCUGGGUUGUUGUGACAGCAGCAGGAGAAGUACAUUGAAAUCUGUUCAUGCAACAGGCUCAAAAGGACGGUAAAUCCACAUAAUAGUCAACUCUGAAAGCCUGCUAUCAUAGACAUUGUUCCUCUUUAAAGUGUGCAAUGAGGGCAGUGUGUUUGAUGCUGACUGCCUUAUUGAUGCUGGAAUAUGUGUGCCGGAGUGACACCAUGUCCACCUGUAAGUCUCUGGACUUGGAGCUGGUGAAGAGGAAACGUAUUGAGGCCAUCCGUGGACAGAUACUGAGCAAGCUGCGGCUACCUAAGGAGCCAGAGAUUGACCAGGAGGGAGACACUGAGGAGGUCCCAGCUUCCCUGAUGUCCAUCUACAACAGCACAGUGGAGCUGAGUGAGGAGCAGGUGCACACGUACAUACCGUCCACUCAGGAUGCAGAGGAGGAGGCAUACUUUGCAAAGGAGGUCCACAAGUUCAACAUGAAACAAAGUGAGAACACCAGUAAGCACCAGAUUCUCUUCAACAUGUCUGAGAUGCGGUCAGUAUUGGGGACUGAUCGACUGCUCUCUCAAGCUGAGCUCCGCCUCCUCAUCAAGAACCAUGGCCUGCUCGACGACAGCGAGCAGAGGCUGGAACUCUACAGAGGAGUUGGCGAUAAGGCACGUUACCUGAAGUCCCAUUUUGUCUCCAAGGAAUGGGCCAAUCGCUGGGUGUCCUUUGAUGUAACACAGACUCUGAAUGAGUGGCUGCAAGGGGCUGGAGAGGAGCAGGGAUUCCAACUGAAGUUGCCUUGUGAUUGUGGGAAACCAAUGGAGGAAUUCCGCUUCAAAAUAUCAGGGAUGAACAAGCUGAGGGGAGAUACAGAAACACUAGCCAUGAAAAUGCCAUCAAAGCCUCACAUUUUACUGAUGUCACUUCCUGUGGAACGCCACAGCCAGCUUAGCUCUCGGAAGAAACGACAAACCACUACUGAAGAGAUCUGCUCAGAUAAAUCGGAGAGUUGCUGUGUGCGAAAACUUUACAUUGACUUCCGUAAGGACCUGGGCUGGAAGUGGAUCCAUGAACCCACUGGCUACUUUGCUAACUACUGCAUCGGCCCCUGCACCUAUAUAUGGAACACAGAAAACAAGUAUUCCCAGGUACUGGCUCUGUAUAAGCACCACAACCCCGGAGCCUCUGCCCAACCCUGCUGUGUUCCACAGGUCUUGGAGCCUCUACCCAUUAUCUAUUAUGUGGGGAGACAACACAAGGUGGAGCAGUUGUCCAAUAUGAUUGUUAAGUCCUGCAGGUGUAGCUAGAAUUACUGCACAUGUCUCUCCAUGUUCUUGUCCAUUGUAUUUCCUUGUACUCAUGGGGAUACAAAAUGGGGGCUGAUCCUUUUUGAUGGCGCUGGUUUAGUGUAAAAUGCUUGUCCCUUGGAAAUCAGGAUGUAGUCAAGACAUUCAUUUACGAAGGGUACUAUUAUAAUUGUGUUUGGGUGGUGUCUCUAGUCUGCAUUUUUUCAUUUAGCUUUCCCCAGCAGAGAAUUUGUUUAUGUUUAGUGAUGUGUUAAUGUUUUCUUAUUUUAUUUUAAAUAUAUGUAGUGCUUUGUGGAGUUUUAAAAAAUGUUGUUUAGACUUGUCAAUGUCCUGGGUGUGUCAAUAGUCUUGACUUAUUGUCACUGUGUUGCAGUAUUUGUGCUCCCUGGGAAAUAUAGAGGAAAGAGAGAGGCUAAGACGGGAUUAGUUUGGGUUUACUACUUAAAAUAAUGAAUGUAGAAUAGCAACUUCCUCUCAAUAUUUUUGUCAUUAUUCUCUUUUGAAUAAAUGUAUCUGCAUCAUCACA